Molecule: messenger RNA, 684 nt
Organism: Nematostella vectensis (starlet sea anemone)
Lineage: Eukaryota; Metazoa; Cnidaria; Anthozoa; Actiniaria; Edwardsiidae
Product: EF-hand calcium-binding domain-containing protein 10
Exons: 4
Coding region: 47-451 (134 amino acids)
Molecular function (GO): calcium ion binding
Source: RefSeq, a predicted model, not a curated record
AAGUAUCUUGUUCCCUUGACAACAACAGAUUUACGAGAAGAUCAAAAUGGCGGACACGAACAGAGAAGAGAGCGCUCGUGAAUACCUCAAAAAACACAAAAUCAUGGAGCUAUUGGACAAUCUAACAUCACACUUGAUAUAUGAGCGACCUGAGGAGCCCAAGGAGUAUAUGUGUCACUACCUUGAGAAGCUGAGAGACGCACGGACAGCCCAGAGGAAUUACCCUUGUCUCUUUGAUGACAGCAAUGUCCGUUCAUUGUUUGGGAUGCUGGAUGUUACUGGAAAGGGGUUUAUUACUUACGAACAGUACAAAGAAGGACUUGAUACCCUUGGUGUAGAUAAAUUUAAUCGUGAUCCUCCUGGGGCCGACAUUGACAAGAUAACCAGUGAGACGUUCCUAAAGGAAGCGAGACAAGGCCUUGCUCAAGCAUCUUCAACAUUUCUGAUCUAAAUAGCCAUGGUUGAAUAGAUAGAUAGUAAAGUGAAGAAAAUAAGACCAACACCAAAUCUUAUAUUAUGCCUUUUACUCUGUCAAUAGUCACAUUAAAUUGAUCUUUGUAAUAACAACAUUAAUAACAACGACCCUAUUUACAGGUCAAGCAAUGUACAUUGUGUAUAAUAACAAUAUGAUAUGUAUAUCCCAAUAACACAUUAUGUGUUUGUAAAUAAAUUAUUUUCAAUGUG